Molecule: messenger RNA, 2972 nt
Organism: Arabidopsis arenosa
Lineage: Eukaryota; Viridiplantae; Streptophyta; Magnoliopsida; Brassicales; Brassicaceae
Source: the annotation of a GenBank genome assembly
GAACAAGGAAAACAGAGAGAGAGAGAGAGCAAGCAAAAAAAAAAAGCAGAAGAAGAAAGAAGAAGAUGAAUUUAGAGGAGAAUUGUAAAACAGUUAAUCACGAUUCGCCAUGAGAGCUCUUCAAUUUAGAUUCUUCUUCUUCAUCAUCUUCUUCUCAGUUUCCGUUAGUAGUGAACUUCAUCGGAGAAUCCUUCAUCAGCCGCUUUUCCCGGAAACUUCUACUCCUCCUCCACCAGAUUUCGAAUCAACGCCGUCUCCUCCUAUACCAAACACUCCCGAUCAGCCAUUUUUCCCGGAGAAUCCUUCUACGCCUGAACAGAAUCAGUAUCCUCCUCCUCCACCUCCUGUUUCCGCCGACGUCAAUGGCGGAUUACCGAUUCCAACAGCUACCACUCAAUCAGCGAAGCCUGGGAAAAAAGUUGCUAUCGUCAUUUCUGUUGGAAUUGUCACGCUUGGGAUGCUUUCUGCUUUAGCUUUCUUCUUGUAUCGUCAUAAAUCGAAGCACGCGAGCGAUACUCAGAAGCUUGUUAGUGGAGGUGGCGAUGGCGGCGGUUCUCGAAGAUUCCAGGAAGAUCCAGGACCACCGACGACGACGUCGUCUACAUUUCUCUACAUGGGAACUGUUGAACCGAGCCGUGUAUCGGCGAGUGAGUCUAACGGCGGAACUAAUGGACCGGUUAAUUCGUCUCCGUACUGGAAGUUGAAUUCGGCUAAGAGAUCGGAACGGUAUAGGCCGAGUCCGGAGCUUCAACCGCUUCCUCCGUUAGCUAAACCGCCGCAGCCGUCAGAUAACUCUCCGUCGGCUUUAUCUCCUUCUUCAUCAUCUUCCGGUGAAGAAUGCCGUGAUACGGCGUUUUACACGCCUCAUGGAUCUGCGAUCAGCAGCGAUGACGGUUACUACACGGCAUUUCCUCGCUCCGCCAAAUCACUUCCUCACUCGAAGAGAACAUCUCCGAGGUCUAAGUUUGGAUCAGCUCCUGCGACGGCAGCAUCUAGGUCGCCGGAGAUGAAACACGUCAUCAUCCCGUCAAUAAAGCAGAAACUGCCGCCACCAGUACAACCUCCGCCUCUAAGAGGCAUGGAAAGUGAUGAACAAGAGCUUCCUUAUUCCCAGAACAAGCCUAAGUUCUCGCAGCCACCUCCACCGCCGAACAGGGCGGCGUUUCAAGCAAUAACUCAGGAUAAAUCACCAGUGCAUCCACCACGGCGGUCUCCACCUCCAGUCCAGACUCCACCACCACCGCCUCCUCCUCCGCCUCUUGCUCCGCCUCCACCUCCUCAGAAACGGCCGAGAGAUUUCCAGAUGCUACGAAAAGUCACCAAUUCGGAAGCAACAACCAAUUCCUUAACGUCACCUUCAAGAAAACAAUCACUCAAGACUCCAAGUCCUAAGUCGAAGGCUGUUGAAGAGGUCAAUAGCGUAUCAGCCGGUUCUCUUGAGAAUACAGGUGAUGGGGACACGGACCCAAGCAAGCCAAAGUUAAAGCCACUUCACUGGGACAAAGUACGAGCGAGCUCAGAUCGAGCCACUGUUUGGGACCAGCUCAAAUCAAGCUCAUUCCAAUUGAACGAGGAUAGGAUGGAGCAUCUGUUUGGUUGCAAUUCUGGAAGUUCAGCUCCAAAGGAACCUGUGAGAAGGUCAAUGAUGCCUCCUGCUGAGAAUGAGAACAGAGUGCUAGAUCCAAAGAAAUCGCAGAACAUUGCAAUUCUCUUAAGAGCUCUCAAUGUAACACGUGAAGAAGUGUCUGAAGCUCUCACGGAUGGUAAUCCCGAGAGCUUAGGUGCUGAGCUUUUAGAGACUUUGGUGAAAAUGGCUCCAACAAAGGAGGAAGAGAUCAAACUCCGAGAGUACUCUGGUGAUGUCUUGAAACUAGGGACAGCUGAAAGAUUCCUUAAAACCAUUCUUGAUAUCCCUUUUGCCUUUAAAAGAGUUGAAGCAAUGUUGUAUAGAGCCAACUUUGAUGCAGAAGUCAAGUAUCUAAGGAACUCUUUCCAGACAUUAGAGGAAGCAAGCUUAGAACUAAAAGCAAGCAGACUAUUCCUAAAGCUCCUUGAGGCUGUCUUAAUGACUGGAAACCGAAUGAACGUUGGCACGAAUCGCGGAGAUGCCAAAGCCUUCAAACUCGAUACACUUUUAAAACUUGUAGACAUCAAAGGAGUUGAUGGCAAAACCACAUUGCUUCAUUUUGUUGUCCAAGAAAUCACAAGAACCGAGGGAACAACAGCAACAAAAGAUGAAACCAUCCUCCAUGGAAACAGUGACGGUUUCAGAAAGCAAGGAUUACAAGUAGUUGCUGGACUCAGUAGAGAUCUGGUUAAUGUGAAAAAAUCAGCCGGAAUGGAUUUUGAUGUACUGAGCAGUUACGUGACAAAGCUCGAAAUGGGUCUUGGUAAACUCCGAUCAUUUCUCAAGUCAGAGACAACUCAAGGGAAGUUCUUUGAUUCGAUGGAAACGUUUCUCAAAGAAGCAGAGGAAGAGAUCCGAAAGAUCAAAGGAGGAGAAAGAAAAGCUUUGUCAAUGGUCAAAGAAGUAACAGAGUAUUUCCAUGGAAACGCAGCGAGAGAAGAAGCACAUCCUUUAAGAAUCUUCAUGGUCGUGAGAGAUUUUCUCGGAGUUCUCGAUAACGUUUGUAAAGAAGUGAAGACGAUGCAAGAAAUGUCGACAUCGAUGGGUUCAGCUUCAGCUAGAUCGUUCAGGAUUUCAGCAACAGCAUCGUUACCGGUUCUUCAUAGGUAUAAAGCAAGACAAGACGACACAAGCUCGGAUAGUGAACACAGCAGCAACUCUUCUACGUGAUUGAAACAAAAAGCUGUACAGUUUCUUACACCAAGACAAGAAGAAUUCAAAUUGGUGUUUCUCAAACCGGAGGAGAUAUCAGAUAUUGAGUUGGUUUAGUCGGAGAACACGGACCGGUUAGAGAGUAACACACACUAUAAUGAUCAAAUUUUCGUAACAAAUAAGGAACCCUUUU